Alternaria alternata is the source of this 1373-nucleotide messenger RNA. Its product is annotated as methyltransferase. The record is from RefSeq and is a predicted model, not a curated record. The coding region runs from base 221 to 1267 and encodes 348 amino acids. NCBI's taxonomy places the organism in Eukaryota, Fungi, Ascomycota, Dothideomycetes, Pleosporales, Pleosporaceae. Gene Ontology annotation, molecular function: methyltransferase activity. The transcript is spliced from 2 exons.
CAUGAUGGCUGGCUGUCAGAGCGAAAAAGAAAUGAACACGCGGCAAAGCGCUCUUUUGACUAGAUUGAGAUCCUACAUGUCGCUAAGGCAAGUGAUCACUUCCACACUGGUUAUGGCAUAGAGUGGGUGUGUGAAGACCCGGCAUUUUGGAACUCACGGCCUUGCCGCGACGAAUGUAGAGAGGUGGAAGAUAUAAGGGUUGGCCUGACCCCGCGAGCGCAUGAGAGCUCUUGGAAAAGAACACAGCAUGUCGGCCGCCCCACCCGACGAAACAGCUCCUCAGGGAAACCUGGAAUCCGUACUGCAUCUCGAUGUUGAUACGGCGAGUAAUAGUGACAGCGACUCGGCGUUCGGCAGCGAGUCGACGGCAUCAACGUCUAUUGCGUCGACAAUUCUGAAUUACGAAUACUCCAAUGGGCGACGCUACCACGGCUAUCGCUCGGGUGCUUACAUCCUACCGAACGACGAACAGGAGCAGGAUCGCCUCGACUUGCUACACCACAUAUUUCUGCUUAUCCUAGGCGGCAAACUCUACGAUGCGCCUAUUCCACCCGCUCCCCAGCGUGUCCUUGACAUUGGUACCGGCACUGGCAUUUGGGCCAUAGACUUUGCCGACGAGCACCCAGGCGCUCAGGUCAUAGGCACCGAUCUCAGUCCCAUCCAGCCGACAUGGGUACCGCCCAACGUCAAGUUUUACAUUGACGAUGCCGAAUCCGAAUGGGUCUACAGUCCCGACGAGGCCUUUGACUUUAUCCACUGCCGUACCAUGUCUGGUAGCAUCGCCGAUUGGGACAAGCUCGUCCAGCAGACGUUUACACACACCAAGCCCGGCGGUUAUGUAGAAUUUCAGGAACCGCUCGCGCUGUGUGAAUGCGACGACGGGACUAUAGACUUGGCAGUCGACAUGUUGAAGUGGCAGGACCUGUGUCUCGAUGCCGCUAAAAAGUUCGGCAGGGACAUCCGCGCAGGGCAUACCCUGAAGCAGAGGAUGACGGAUGCGGGGUUCGUCGACGUACACGAAAAGCUUAUCAAGGUCCCUAUUGGACCCUGGGCCAAGGACGCGAAGUUCAAGGAGAUCGGCCGCUACCAACGCGAGCACAUGUCUAUGGGCAUAGAACCCUACACAUUCGGCCUCUUGGGCAAGGUCAUGGGCUGGACUGAAUCCGAGUGCCGGGUUAUGAUUGCCAAAGUGGUUGCGGAUAUCAGGAGAAGGGAUGUACACAUGUAUAUUCCAUUCUACUUUAUACACGGACGGAAGCCGGAGUAGGACGUACAUGACAUAUAUCUAUAUAACACCAACCAACUACAUUCGCCGUUUGACCCGCGUGAGAGCCCUCUCAACGACAGUUCUGCCUAGCUGUGGUAUACUCCGU